CUGGUCGGAGGCGGCGGCGCGGGCGGCCUGCUGCCCGGCGCUUCGCCCGCCCAGCACCCGCCGAACAUGCUGCAACCCAUGGAAGAAAUGAUUCUUCCACCCAAACGACAAGCUGUUGUCGAUCGCUUAAGUCCUGGUGAAGUCGAUCGCGGGGUAAGCGGAGUCGGUCGUAUCACUAGUAUAGUGUUGUGUCUCGUUACAAUGUAUCUACUUUCAUCGCGUCGCCACAUCCCACUGCCUUAUCUCUUACCCGCGCCCCCCCCCCCUCCGCCGCUGCACUCCAAGUGUCGCUGCAUCAGUUUUCGUCGGUUCACGUCACCGUUGUCAUGGCAACCUGUCCGCGCCCCGAGCGUCACAGUGACGUCACCCGGCCUACACGUGUGUGCGUGCGAUGUAUCAUGUAGCGGAUGUCGCCCGUCGAUGGUUUUCUCUCAAACUCGAAGCUCCCCCCCCCCUCCCGGCCUCCCCCCCCCCCCCCCGGUGCCCAUCGAAGCCGCUCCAGUUACAGAGACAGCUUCAUACGUAACAAGUGGACGCUAUGUUGAACGAGCCGCACUUAUUAUGCUCACCUACUGUAUUAUUUAUCACAUAUUUGUAGUAAGCGACGCGUUCGCGCCACGAAGAAUAGAGACGUACAGGCGGCGACAGUCGGAGUGUGUGCCGAGGUUCGACCAGUCGUUCAGCGGGGCCUGCGAGCAGCAGAAUCUGGAGACGAAUGCGCUGCAGAAGAGGUUCCUGGAGGGGAAGGCUAAACGCCAGGCCAAGAAGACGGACAGAAAGCCUGAGUUGGCUUCUAUCAGCAGCAACCUACACGGCAGUCUUCACGUCAGCUGUGUGAGAUAUCUUAUCAUUCCUUAA
Molecule: messenger RNA, 858 nt
Organism: Danaus chrysippus (African queen)
Lineage: Eukaryota; Metazoa; Arthropoda; Insecta; Lepidoptera; Nymphalidae
Source: the annotation of a GenBank genome assembly